AAUAGAUGGCAGCACAGUUUAGUUUUUUAGUAUCAUGCGACAUUUCAGUUUUAGACGUAAUAACCAAACUUUGUUCUUGCAUAUUUAAAAUACUAAUUACAGUACAUUAAAUUCUUUACAUUAAUUGGAUUACUCGUUAAGUUUGAUUAUAUCAUAAGUUUGUACUUUUAGAAUGUCUGGUCGUGAAGGAGGUAAGAAAAAGCCUCUUAAGGCACCAAAAAAGGAACAAAAAGUUUUGGAUGAAGAAGAUCUAGCAUUCAAACAAAAGCAAAAGGAGCAACAGAAAGCACUUGCUGAAGCUGCUAAGAAAGCAAGUCAAAGAGGACCUCUUGUAACAGGCGGUAUAAAGAAAUCUGGCAAAAAAUGAUUUAUUUAAGACUGAUGAAAGAUGCAAUCAAUAUGCACACAUGUUCUUAUCAAGACAUAAUUUUGAUAUUAUUAACUAGUAUACCAUCCAAUUUUGGAUUUCCUACACACUGAUAAAUAAUUAAUAUCUGUAAAUAAAACAUUUAUGAACUGAAUCACAGCAAUAUAUGCAUUUCAUAGGUA
Messenger RNA from Apis cerana (Asiatic honeybee), 549 nucleotides. RefSeq names its product translation machinery-associated protein 7 homolog. NCBI's taxonomy places the organism in Eukaryota, Metazoa, Arthropoda, Insecta, Hymenoptera, Apidae. The record is from RefSeq and is a predicted model, not a curated record.